GCGACUUUUUUUUCUCAAUUAGAUAAAUGAUCUUGAUAAAAUGCAACGAAAAAAAGAUGCACUAAUUCGUCGACAAAUUAAACGAAGAGAAGAAUUAUUACAAAAGAAAGUUGAACGACAAAGUAUUCUGACUAAACGACAAGAAGAAUAUCGGUUAAUAUUUUUGAUAAACUAUGAAAGAUAUACGCUGUUUAUUGAGUUUUAUGUUUAGAUUAUUCGAAGAAUUUAUGGCUCAACGUCGAAAUGACGAUAAUGUAAGACGAAAUGCAAUAUUACAAGCACAUGUUGAACAAAGACGAAUUGAAGCAGAUUCUGAUUCAAAUCAAAAUUAUAAUAUUGUUAGAUUAAGACGAAAACCAUCAUUAAUGUUCAAUAGUUCACUCUGUAGAUUAGAUGAUGAGAAUAGUUUUGGAUCGAAUUUUGAUUUAUUCAAAGCAAAAAUGCAAACUCCUCGGCGAUGCAUGACACGCUUUGAUUCACCAACAGUUUCAUUUCAAUCAAAAAUGAAUCGUACUGUUAGUAUGUCAAAUGUUGAAAAUUUAUACGAAUCAAACACAUCGAUAGCUACAAUGGACUUAUCCUCAAAAUUACCAUUUGGAGGUAGUCUCAUGAAUUUAGCUACACAAGAUUAUUCACCAUUUGGAACAAAAUAUUUACCUCGACGAAAAACGUUAGCAAAUAGCUAUGAUUUAUCAUCACUAAUUGGUAAUCGUAUAGCAAGAAAUCAAGGAUUACUAUCAAAAUCAAAUAAACAAUCAACAUUAAAUUCACUUAAACAAGUUGUACUUGCUGGUGGAGCCAAUAAUCAUCAACGAGAAAUUGUAUAUCGAGAAGUUGAAUUGAGUGAUCAUAGACAUUUUGUAAUAUUAUUUCGCGAUCAUCGUUUACAAUAUCGUGCAAUAUAUACUUAUAUAUCAGACACAGAUAUUAUUGAAAAACUACAUGGAAUUGGUCCACAAAUUAUCAAAGAAAUUAUGAUAGAAAAGUUUUAUAAAUACAAUUCUGUGACAGCUAAAUUAACUCAAUCGCAAAUUCGUUUAACUAUACAAAAUGAACAACCUCAACAAGUAUCUCCUGCUAAAAUAUUUAGUUUAUUAAACUAUUAUUGUUCGUUGACUCAUCAAUUUAUUUAUUCUGUCGAUGAUUUUCGUUCAUGGUGUCAUCAGCGAUCAUUAACACCCAAUUUAGCUGCAUCUCAUGAUUUGUUUUCCGGUUGUCUCAUUACAGCUCCGUUGAUACGUAGUUGUAAACAAAAUUUGAAAAUAUAUGUUUAUAAACAUGCAUUAGGAAUAAUCAUACAUUUUGGAUAUUAUCAUGUUCAAGAUCCGUCAAAAUUAGAAAAGUUUGCUAGAAAACGGGGUCAACCAAAACAGGCACGCUUCAUUAACGAUAUGUUGAAUAAAGCUCGUUCAUUAUUUUCACGAGUAUUUUCAAUUGAAAAUCGAUCAUCUCAAUCGAAAGAGACUGCUUUUUUUGACGAUUAUCCAGAGAAUAGUGACGAUAGUUGUACAAGCUCGGACUACGAUAGUGAAAGCGACGAUUGUAGUCAACAAAUGAAAAAUAAUAAACACAAUGAAACAACUUUUCAAUCAUCAGACAAUAUCAAAACUGUAAAAUCCGUGAAAGAAUCGUCACUAAAAUCCAAUCAGUCUGUUGGAACAAAAUCACAGUCAACAUCAGCAGUUUCUGAUCAACGUUCAUCAAUUUCAACUAUGUUCAAUUCUGUAGUAUCAAAAUCAUCAUUACAUCAACUUCGAACGUUCACUGAAACUGUUGAAAAUAAUAUUGAUGAUAAAACGAGUUAUUUAGUUGUUCUAAAUCGUAAAGAACGCAAACAAAAUCGGUUAACAUCCGCGAUGAAUAUUGCAUUUACUCGAGGUAAUGUUGAAUCAAUGAAACGUCUAUUAUCCAAUUUUGAUAUUGAUAUUAAUCAGCAAGAUUCAUAUGGUAUGAGUUAUUUAGAACAUUCUAUUCUGCUUGGAUCAUAUGAUAUGGUUGAUUUAUUAAUUCGAUAUGGAUGUGAUCUUUAUAGAGGAGAUUCUCAUGGUCACAGUUAUUUAUAUGUAGCAAUUAAAACAAGUUCUAAUAAAAAUGAUAAUAUAAUAAAAUUAUUACUUGAAAAUGAUUGUUCAUGUUUACGUGCAAUAGAUAUUGUUUCAUUGGUAUCUGUUGAUAAUGUAUUACAUAUAGAUUCACACGAUUUUAUACAAUUAUAUCGUCAUAUUCUAUUGAUAAUGACAUAUCAUCUGAAGCGGAUGCCAUUAAACGAUGUUAUAUCGUUAAUGACCUACAUGAUAUCGACAGGAAUUUUAUUAUGUAAAAAUGAUGAUAUUUAUGCUUUAAGUUUGUGCAAUAAACAAAUUAUUGAACAAUUUAAUAAUGAUUAUAUUCAAUUAUUUAUAAAAGUAUUGGGUUCAAAACAUGCUCUCAAAUUAGAACAAAAAUUACGAUCAAUUGUUGUUCAACAGCAAACAUUGAUAUCCGUUGGUCUCAUAGAACUUGUAUUCAAUGAUAUUCAAACUUAUAUAGUUAAAAUAUAUGAUAUGAUUAAACAACCAAAUAAACUGAAACAUUUCUGUCGUUUAAUUAUUAGAGAAAAUUUAAAAAGUUUAAAAGGAUCGACGCUAAAUUCAUUAGGAUACAGUACAAAACUUCAAAAUUAUUUACUCUAUUCACCCAUAUAA
Molecule: messenger RNA, 2684 nt
Organism: Didymodactylos carnosus
Lineage: Eukaryota; Metazoa; Rotifera; Eurotatoria; Philodinida; Philodinidae
Source: the annotation of a GenBank genome assembly